GGCACACAGGAGACCUCAGGCCCAGGCUCUACUCCCGAGCUGUGAAAGGGCCCACUGCUCCUGGAGUGUGGAGGACGAGGAGGAGGCCGUCCGCGAGCAAUGCCAGCGUGAGAGAGACAGGCAGCUUCCGGCCCAGGACGGGGACGGAGGUGGCCUUGUCCCAGAGAGACCGGAGCAGGAGAUGCUCCUCAGCCUGAAGCCCUCGGAGGCCCCUGAACUGGGUGAGGAUGAGGGCUUUGGCAACUGGUCCCAGGGGCCAGAGCAGUGGCAGCAGCACGAGGGGGCGUAGGGCGCCUCGGACAGCGGAGAGCCCGCCCCAAUGCAGGAGUCCUGAGGGCAAGCAAGAGGACGGGCCCAGCCUGCAUGCCUGCGAAAAGGAGGACAGUGACGAAGUCCACCUGGAGGAGCUGAGUCUGAGCAAGGAGGGGCCAGGCCCAGAGGACACUGUCCAGGACAACCUGGAGGCCUCAGGGGCUGAGGAGGAACAGGAGGAGCACCAGAAAUAUCAGCAGCCCAGGACACCCAGCCCCUUGGUCUUGGAGGGGACCAUCGAACAGAGCUCACCUCACCUGAGCCCUCCCAUCAAACUCAUCGACAGGACCGAGUUCCUAAACUGCUCCAUAGAGAAGCGUAACAGUGUGAAGAAAUCCCAGCCAGACUUGCCCAUCUCCAAGAUUGACCACUGGCUGGAACAAUACACCCAGGCCAUCGAGACCGCUGGCCGGACCCCCAAGCUAGCCCACCAGGCCUCCAUAGAGCUGCCCAGCAUGGCCGUGGCCAGUACCAAGAGUCAGUGGGAGACGGGUGAGGUACAGGCUCAGUCUGCGGCCAAGACUCCGUCCUGCAAGGCCAGGCAUGAUGGCUCAUACCUGUAAUCCCAACAUUUUGAGAGGCCAAGUUUGGAGAAUCGUUUGAGGCCAGGAGUUGAAGACCAGCCUGGGCAACAUAAUUUCAGACAUGCUGAAACUGAUUGAAGUAUCAUUUGCUACCAGAUAGAUUAAUUAUCUCUAGUUGUAGGAGUGGAUACAUCUUUAAUGGUAUAUUUUGGGUUAUUGUCUUGUUUUUGAUGCAGUAUUCUAUAAAUAAUUUCUUAAACCUGGCAUCCUUGGGUGAGCAUAGAUUUUUCAACUUUGGUGUUAUAUUGUGUUUGCUUUUAAAAACUGCUUUUGAGGCCGGGUAUGGUGGCUCUUGCCCAUACCCAGCACUUUGGGAGGCCAAGGUGGGCAGAUUACCUCAGGUCAGGAGUUCAAGACCAGCCUGGUCAACAUGGCAAAACCACGUCUCUACUAAAAGCCCAAAAUUAGCCAGGCAUGGUGGUGCAUGCUUGUAGUCCUAACCACUCGGGAGGCUGAGGCAAGAAAAUCACCUGAACCUGGGAGGCGAAGGUUGCUAGGUUGCUGUGAGCCAAGUUUGCACCAUUGCACUCCAGCCCGGGUGAAAGAGCAAAACUCUGUCUCGAAAAAAAAAAACCCACCCAAAACUGCUUUUGAAUGGAGUUGUAAACACAAUUUUUUAUGAAAAAAAUUCGGAAGUGCAUAAGUUCAUAAUAGAAAAACCAAUAAUAUUCCAGGCACAAGUUAGUACGAAAAAAAUUAUGUUGAAUAUUCUGUAAUACAACAUGCUUUUUCCCUUCAUGAACAAUUUGUGUUUUACUGAGAAGACUCACUGUUUAUGGUAGACAUUAGACUACAGAUGAAUAUGUACUUUAAACACUCUUAGUUCCUUUCUUAAUUUUAUAUCUGCUGCUUUAUGCUUCUGUGUAUUUUCAUUCUUUCCAAUGUCCACAUUCUAGUAAAUUUGAAUAUUUUAAUCCAAGUUUAUGUACUAUUUAAUAUUGCUUGUAUAGUUUAGUAUUUUUAAGACUCAAAA
This is a messenger RNA of Symphalangus syndactylus (siamang), 1869 nucleotides long. RefSeq names its product lymphocyte-specific protein 1-like. Gene Ontology annotation, molecular function: actin binding. NCBI's taxonomy places the organism in Eukaryota, Metazoa, Chordata, Mammalia, Primates, Hylobatidae. The record is from RefSeq and is a predicted model, not a curated record. Gene Ontology annotation, biological process: signal transduction.